This is a messenger RNA of Podospora anserina S mat+, 678 nucleotides long. RefSeq lists its product as uncharacterized. Gene Ontology annotation, cellular component: ribonucleoprotein complex. The transcript has a single exon. Gene Ontology annotation, biological process: ribosome biogenesis. The coding region runs from base 1 to 678 and encodes 225 amino acids. The record is from RefSeq and is a predicted model, not a curated record. Lineage: Eukaryota; Fungi; Ascomycota; Sordariomycetes; Sordariales; Podosporaceae.
AUGCUGAGGCCGCUGCUGCGAAGGUGGACAGCGACGUCGAGGUCGAUCCGGAGGAUCUUAUCAAGCCUGCCGAGGAGCUUGUCCCAUUCGCCUUCCCCCUGGCCGAUGACAAGACUCACAAGAAGAUUUACAAGCUCAUUAAGAAGGGUGCGUGCACAGCAAUUGCCUCCAAUCGACUCGCUUUUGCGCAGACCGAUGCUAAUCUGUUUUUUUCCUCUAGGCGCGAAAGUAAAGUCCAUCCAUCGCGGUGUUAAGGAGUGCGAGAAAGCUAUCAAGAAGACACCUGCGAAGACCCCCGCGACUGCCCCUAGCGACGCCCCCGGCCUUGUCAUCAUUGCCGGCGACAUCUCUCCUAUGGAUGUCAUCAUGCACUUCCCCCUCCUCUGCGAGGAGCACAAUGUUCCCUACUUGUUCAUCAAGUCCCGCGCCGACCUCGGUGUUGCCGCUUGCACCAAGCGCGCCACCAGUGUUGUCAUGUUGAAGCCUUCAGGCAAGAAGGCUGGCAAAGACACCGAGAUGACCGACGCUGAUAAGAAGUCGUCGGCUGAGGAGUACCUCGAGUCCUACAAGGAGGUCCUGAGGAUUGCUCAAAAGGAGUGGGAUGCCCAGGUUCAGCCGUGGGUCAAGGGCACCCACUCUAAGCAAAUCGCCUACCGCCAGGCCAACAAGCAGCAGUAA